This is a messenger RNA of Aspergillus aculeatinus CBS 121060, 1954 nucleotides long. RefSeq names its product coatomer subunit delta. The record is from RefSeq and is a predicted model, not a curated record. Gene Ontology annotation, cellular component: COPI vesicle coat; cytosol. The transcript has 3 exons. Lineage: Eukaryota; Fungi; Ascomycota; Eurotiomycetes; Eurotiales; Aspergillaceae. The coding region runs from base 344 to 1954 and encodes 536 amino acids. Gene Ontology annotation, biological process: endoplasmic reticulum to Golgi vesicle-mediated transport; Golgi localization; retrograde vesicle-mediated transport, Golgi to endoplasmic reticulum.
ACGAGGUAUCCGCCGAACCUUCAGAGUCAGACCGGGGAGUCCGUCACUAAGAGAGUGCUCAGCUCUGUCGACAGUGAGCAACAGAGCAAUGAAUCUGGGGUGAGUUGAGGAUGUCCUACUACGGGGUUGCAAGCGGACGAAGCCUCUUGUGCUGCGGUAAGCGAGGGGGUAGCGCGGGCGCACGGGCCAACGGGGACAAAGAGAACAGCAAGCGACUCCGACCUCCGUGGCUUCGACGUCUAGACACGCCUAACAAGAACACUCGUCAUCUGCACUCCCCAGAGCAGUUUGUUGAAGGUCUCGCAGUCAAUUUGUGCCGAACAGUGAAUUAUCAAUCUACAAAAUGGUCGUCCUUGCAGCGUCGAUAUGCACCCGCGGGGGCAAGGCAGUCCUUUCGCGUCAAUUCAGAGAAAUCGCUCGUUCCAGAAUUGAAGCUCUCCUCGCAUCCUUCCCUAAGCUAGCUGACUCUGGAACACAACAUACGACCGUGGAGCAAGAUAAUGUCCGCUUCGUCUACCAGCCCCUGGAUGAGCUAUACAUUGUUCUGAUCACAAACCGCCAAUCCAAUAUUCUGCAAGAUAUCGACAGCCUUCACCUUUUCGCCCAAGUCACCACCAGUAUCUGUAAGAGCUUGGAUGAAAGAGAGAUUGUGCGCAAUGCGUUCGAACUGCUUAGUGCGUACGACGAGCUGGUGACGCUAGGAUACAGAGAGAAUCUAUCACUUUCUCAGAUCAAGACAUUUCUGGAGAUGGAGAGUCACGAGGAGAGAAUUCAGGAAAUCAUCGAGCGGGUACGACUCAGCGAAAUGGCUUCCCAGACGACGCUUGCUAACUUUCCCUGUCAGAACAAAGAAUUGGAGGCCAGCGAGGAGCGCAAGAGGAAGGCCAAGCAGCUGGAGAUGCAACGAAAGGAGGCCGCCCGGAGCGGUCGUUCUAUGGCGCCUCGGACUCCAUCUUACCCUGUGUAUACGCCUCCAUCCCGCCCUGCUGUGCCCGAAACAUAUGACACCUACGAGGCAGAGAAGAAGAAGACCUUCGCUAAACCAUUACCUGUCCGUGGCAAGGGUAUGCAGCUCGGCAAGAAGUCGAAAACUACUGAUAUCUACGAGAAAGUCCGUGGUGACUUGGGCCCCGAGGCAGAGGAGGCCACCCCACUGGUGACCCCGCAGGCAUCGACCCCCGUUGCCGACACAGUGUCUUCUGCUCGGGCGUCGCUGUCUGGCGAUCGUGAACCUGUUCAUGUGACAAUUGCCGAAACUAUCUCCGCUACACUUACCCGGGAAGGAGCCCUCAGAUCGUUUGAAGUCAAGGGUGAUUUACAGCUUCGCAUUACCGAUCCCUCUUUCACCAAAGUCAGACUCGACCUCCUUGCAAUCCCCACGCAUGGCGCGCAGUUCCGCACCCAUCCAAAUGUUGACAAGGCUGUUUUCACAAAUGACUCCGCUAUCCAGCUGAAAGAUAUCACUAAGCGAUUCCCAGCCAACAACUCGAUUGGUGUUUUGCGCUGGCGUGUCGCUAGCUCUGGCUCUGACAACGCUGAAAUACUUCCUAUCACUUUUACCGUGUGGGUCAACAAGGGCUCUGAUUCGACUACAGUCACGGUUGAGUACGAACUCACUGGCUCUGACACCCUCCGGGACGUUGUCGUUACCAUCCCCUAUCAGACGGCCGAGCCCGCGGUGUCUAGCUUCGACGCGGUGUAUGAAGUAUCUGGCGACAGUCUUGACUGGAACAUUGGCACGGUGGACGAGAGCAACGCAUCCGGAAGCUUUGAGUUCGAGUCGAGUGGUGAUGGCGAUGAGAAUGAAUUCUUCCCAAUGAGCGUACGCUUCUCCAAGACCAGCCCUUUUGUGGAAGUCGAUGUCAACGAGGUCUCUCUCUUGGAGAUGGAAGGAGAGAGCACCGCGUUCACCAAGGAUAUCAAGUGUGUUGCGGAAGGAUUUGUUAUUGAGUGA